Messenger RNA from Caretta caretta (loggerhead turtle), 2249 nucleotides. The record is from RefSeq and is a predicted model, not a curated record. Lineage: Eukaryota; Metazoa; Chordata; Testudines; Cheloniidae.
AGGCCCUAGCCCCGCCCCCUGCGCUCGGCCGGAGGAAGAUGGCGGCGGCGCUGGCGGGCGGCUCCCUGGGCCGGGUCCCCGCGCGGCUCCCCCCGGCCCGCGGCCGGUUCCGGGGCUGCCUGGCCGGGGCGCUGCUCGGGGACUGCCUGGGCGCCGCCUUCGAGGGCAGGGACGUGGUGGGGCUGCCCGAGCUGCUGCGCUACCUCCGCGGCCUGGAGCCGCCGGGCCGGGCUGGGGGCAGCGCCCAGGAGGCGGAGAGCAGAGAAACGCUCUGCUACACAGAUGACACAGCCAUGGCCAGGUGUGUGGUGCGGUCCCUGUUAGCCAAGGGAGAGUUUGAUGAAGUUGACAUGGCCAGGAGAUUUGCUGAGGAGCAUAAGAAGGAGCCGGAUCGGGGCUAUGGGAUGGCAGUCGUCAAAGUGUUCAAGAAACUUCUGAGCCCCAAGUGCAGUGAUGUGUUUGAGCCAGCCCGAGUGCAGUUUAAUGGGAAAGGCUCCUACGGGAACGGUGGUGCUAUGAGGGUAGCAGGCAUUUCGCUGAUUUACCCAGAUGUUCAGGAUGUGAAGAAGUUUGCGAAGCUCAGCGCUGAGUUGACCCAUGCCAACUCACUUGGCUAUAACGGAGCCAUCCUGCAGGCUCUGGCAGUGCACUUGGCCUUGCAGGGAGAGCUCAGCCGGGAGAGCUUCCUGGAGCAGCUGAUCGGCCACAUGGAGGAUGUGGAGGCAGAUGAUAAAUCUUUGGCUGAUGCACGAGCGUCAUUUCGCAUGGAAUCAGAACAUGGAGAUACAGCUGAGCCCAUGAAGGAGGGGGCAGGAAAAAAAAAACCUCACCAAAAGAAAAAGCCAGAUGUGAGUUGCCAGCUUGCAGGCAGCCAAGAAAGCAGACAGGAAAACCAAACCGGGGACAUUAGCACAGAGAAAAUUGGGACACUACAGCCCCAACGGUAUCCAAUUUCAAGAGACCGUGUCUUACCACAGACGCAUGUCUUGGAGAGUCUGCUUUUCACAGCAAUAGCAAAGGGUUAUGCGCUCCCCUCUGUGUAUGAGCAAAACUACCAUGAAUGCUAAUGGAAACAGCCACCUGGAUUGUCUGGGAGGGAAAACAAUAGACAGAGCCUCCGCAGAAGGUCUCACCUCAGGUCCAGAAGGAAGAUUUCAACCUAAUUCCAGAACAAAAGAAUUUUCAGCUCAGUGGUCCACCUAGCUUGGUCUCUGACAGUGGCCAGCAUCAGCUGCUUCAGAGGAAGGUGCAAGAAAUUUCAUAAUGGCCUGUGAUGGAAUAAUGUGCCAGUGAAAAGAAGUUUCUUCCUCACCUCAAGCAGCCAGUGGUUGGUCUAUGCCCUGAACCAUGAGGGUUGAUACAUCCCUGAUGAAUUGUCAUCCUAGUUACUAUACCUGUGGGAGGUUUUGUUAAUCAUAACAAUGACUAAUCCUUUUUUUUCCCAUGUUGCUGAGCUGUUGGCCUCAGUAAUGCCGUGUGACAGCGAAUUUCACAGACUAAUUAUAUACAUGGUAGAUUGGGCCAAUGGUUAUCUAGUCCACCAUCCCAUCUGCAGCUGUGGUCAGCACCUGAUAAGGUGUGGGGGGGAAAAACACCUUUAAUGCUCACUGCCUCUCCUCUCCAGUGGAAAUACAGUUAACUCUUAUGGCCAAACAAUGGCUGUUGUUUCUGGAGACCUUUUACAAGACAGCAACUAUCUUCCCACCUUGAACACACCAUCACCAUGUUCUCUCUGAACUCACUCUUCUCUGUCUUCACGCCGUGGAACGACUCAACCCUUCCUCAUUCUGUGAGGGCAGCCCAAAGAGUUUACCCUACGAAGCAGCUCCUUUCCCUUGUCCUACCAGCCCCCCCCAUAGGGCAGUUUACAACAAAGACACUCAGCUUCAGUUGGGGUUGCCAGGGAAUAUGAACAGGAAAUCACGCAACAAAUUCCAGUGGCCACCAGAGAGGUUGGCAACAUUACAUUCUAAAUCGAUAGCACCCAUCCAAACAUUCGGUGUGUUGAGUAACCCAGAAAAUGCGGAUCAGAGAAGAUUCCAAGACAUAUCAAACCGGCUUCUUACAUUUAGAUCACCUCGUCUUCAAAAUCCUUAAUGAGCUCUACCAUGUGUCAUGCAUUAGGACUUUGGUCUUGUACAUGUGGUGGUCUAAGACCUUCUCUUGGGCAUGUGGCUUGUGGAGACUGUUCUUGGCAGUUUAUUGUGGAGAUUUUCUUGCUUGGCCAGGUUUUUUUUUUUUUUUGUCUA